Molecule: messenger RNA, 1548 nt
Organism: Botrytis byssoidea
Lineage: Eukaryota; Fungi; Ascomycota; Leotiomycetes; Helotiales; Sclerotiniaceae
Exons: 2
Coding region: 1-1548 (515 amino acids)
Biological process (GO): proteolysis
Cellular component (GO): fungal-type vacuole
Molecular function (GO): zinc ion binding; metalloaminopeptidase activity
Source: RefSeq, a predicted model, not a curated record
AUGUCCAACCGAAAUCUAUCAACCGCGGAAGCAAAGGCACACGAUUUUCUCGAUUUCCUCAAUGCUUCACCUGGUCCCUACCAUGCAGUACACUCUGCCAUUCAACGACUUUCCAAAGCGGGCUUCACAGAGAUUAAGGAGCGAGAUAACUGGUCUACAAGUCUACAACCCGGAGGAAAGUAUUACCUUACCAGAAAUGCUUCUUCGAUCGUCGCUUUCGCCAUCGGUAAGAAAUGGAAGGCCGGUAACCCAAUUGCCAUGAUUGGUGCUCACACCGAUUCUCCUACCUUACGUAUCAAGCCGGUAUCCAAGAAACAAGCUUCUGGAUUUAUACAAGUGGGUGUGGAGACAUAUGGAGGUGGCAUCUGGACAUCGUGGUUCGAUAGAGAUUUGAGCAUAGCAGGUAGAGCCAUGGUUAAAGAUGGAGAUGGAAAUUUUGUACAAAAACUUGUCAAGAUCGAUCGACCAAUCCUCCGCAUUCCUACUCUGGCCAUUCAUCUCAAUCGCGCCACAAGCUUCGAUCCGAAUAAAGAGACUGAAUUGUUCCCAAUUGCCGGUCUUGUAGCUGCCGAGUUGAAUCGUACAGGAGCGAGCGAGAACGGGCCGACUCCAUCAGAGGAGAAUAAGGAUUCUGAUGAAUACAAACCCUUGCAAGCGAUGACCACUCGUCAUCAUCCAUAUAUUGUCGAACUCAUUGCGAAGAACGUAGGCGUUGGUAUCGAUGAUAUCGUUGACUUUGAAAUGAUCUUAUACGAUACACAAAAAGCUUGUUUGGGUGGGUUGAACAAUGAACUCAUCUAUUCGGGCAGAUUGGACAAUUUGGGCAUGACCUACUGCAGCGUUGAAGGACUUAUCGAGUCUGUAAAGGAUUCUGCUGCGUUAGAUAAUGAAUCAUCAAUCAGACUAAUCACCUGUUUCGAUCACGAAGAAAUUGGUAGUACAUCCGCGCACGGAGCAGCCUCUAACCUUCUCCCCGCCGUCCUCAGACGUCUCUCCGUGAUCCCCGCUUCCACUGCCGGUCCCGGCUCAUCAUCAUCCUACGACAUGGUUCAUCGUGUGUCAGAUGUCGAAAUCGCAACAGCCUACGAGCAAACCCUCGCCUCUUCUUUCCUAAUUUCUGCAGAUAUGGCUCACUCCAUCCAUCCUAACUACGCACAAAAAUAUGAACAAGACCAUCGUCCUGAAAUGAACAAAGGAACAGUCAUUAAAAUCAACGCAAAUCAACGCUAUGCCACCAAUUCCCCUGGUAUAGUCCUUCUUCAAGAAGUUGCACGCAAGGCCAAACCUUCCGCAGAUUCCAAAGAGGGAAAGAAUGGUGUACCACUCCAACUCUUCGUGGUUAGAAAUGAUAGCAGUUGUGGAAGUACCAUUGGACCUAUGUUGAGCGCAGCGCUCGGAACCAGAACCCUUGAUCUGGGUAAUCCAAUGUUGAGUAUGCAUAGUAUUAGAGAAUGUGGAGGAGCAUUUGAUGUAGAGCAUGGAAUUCGAUUGUUUGAAAGUUUCUUCAAUCAUUUCUCGGAUUUGGAGGGAAAGAUCUUGGUGGAUUAG